AUGCCGUCCUCUUUCGAUCAGUGGCAGCAUCAGGCUGUCUCUGCCAUCUUCAAUGUUACACUUGAUCGCCAAGAAGCAGAGGCAAGUGGCUGGGAAAAGACGUACCUCAAAGUACUCGCCGACGAACUCUCCUCAGGCUCGUCUGCUCCACCACCACUCACCGCCUCAAUCGCAGAUCAGAUUCUCAUCGCACGUCUCUCUCUCGACCCCGAAGGCGAUAUCAUGAGCGAUGAUGCCGAGCACAUCACCAUCCUCGCUAGUCUACCAAAGGGCCAAACAUCCUGGGAUUACCUCAUCGCUUGUUGGAAAAAGGCGCGGGUCGAGGAGAGUCGUGUGCGCAAGGCGCUCCCCGCCACAGAUCAGGCGCAGGCGACGGCUGUCUUGCAAGAGAUCCGUGCGCUCCUCAUCUCGUACGCCGGACUGGUCCUUCAGACACCGGACAUGUUUCCCAACGCCGCCAAGCCCAACGGCACACGGCUUUCGCCCCUGGUUCUCGUUGACAGUCUUACCCGCGUCUCGUCUUCUGUCUCGAGUUUCGGCUUCUCCAGCUCAGAAGCUUCGUCCUCGCAUACCACCGUGGACCUCACCACAAAGUUUGAGACGAUCGACGGCGAUGAUCUGCCGGUCUUCCUCAACGAGCUUGCCGCUCGAUUCGGCAACGACGAAGGCCUCGACGAGAUUCUCGGACCCGCAUUUACAGAACUUACAAGGAGGAUUCGUGACGGCGAUCGAGGCUCCGAUGCUGCUGCUGCUACGGCUUCGUCAUCGUCUUCGGCACCCCAAGGAGCGGCUUCGGGCUCCGGCUCGGCAUCUGGAGCUGGGGGUGUCAACCCAGCUGCCCUCAACCAGGCUCUUGCCAACCAAGAUGUUCAGUCGGUCAUUGCGCAGUUGCUGGCGGGCCGAAUGCCAGGCGCGCAGCAAGGCGCCAGCAGUCCGCUCGCUCCCAACGCCAAACCCAGCGAAGGCCUCACCAUUGCCGGCCUAGAAUGGAGACCCUACGUCAACGCCAUCGUCGAAGCCGUCGAGAUCAAGCCCAUCGCCAACAUGCUCGCCCAUCUCUCCAACUUUGACCCUGCCAACACCACUGGCUCUCGCAUCGAGCUUGACUCGCUCUUUGGGCCCGUGUUGCGCCUCUCAGCCUUUCCUGACGCCUAUCCCAGCAUCACAAAGCACUAUUUCCCAAAUGCAUCGACACAGAACCAGCAAGAGGCGGACAGCAAUUUUCGCAGCAUCCAGAGCACCAUGGAGAUUGUGCACACGCUCAACUUCCGCAUCUUCAAUGCUAUGGUGCGCUCCAGUCCGCAGGCGCGCGAAAAGGUGCUAGCUUACUGGGCUAGAGCCUGCGCCUUGAACGCUAAGCGAGGCGCCAUGCAAGUGCGACAGGAGCUCGUAGCAAGCGACGGGUACAUGGUCAAUCUAUACGAGAUGCUGCUGCGGUUCGCCGAACCCUUCAUGGACGCAGGCUUCACCAAGAUCGACCGCAUCGAUCUUGAGUACUUGCGCAAGCAGACGCGCUUCGACAUUCAGGAUCUCACUCGCAUCAAUGCUACCGAGGCCGAAGCCAAGGAGUGGACGCAACAGGGUCAGGCUGAGCCAACAGGUGCGCCGGCCAAUUUCAUUACAGAGGUCUUCUACAUUGCCGUCAGACUCAACAAUCUGGGUCUCGGAAAAGCAGUACGCCGCAUCGACGAAAAGGAAAAGGAGAUGGGUCGAUUCAAGAAGCGCAUCACAGAGACCGAGGCGGAUCGCGCAAUGUGGUCCGCAUUGCCGCAAGCCGCACAGUACGAAAACUUCCUCAAGCGUGCCAAAGCCGAGGUGGAGCGUCUGCACGGCGAGAUCUAUGCAGCGCAGAGCCAGCUCAUGGCGCCUGACUUUUUGCAAAAGGUGAUCACCUUCAACUGCUUUCUCAUGACGUGGCUCAUCCGCGUUGCCGAGCCGCAAUCCAAGCACCCGCACCCGCAGGCGACGUUGCCGCUGCCGCAAGAGGUGCCGACGCGAUUCCGAAUGCUGCCCGAACACAUGUUUGAGGACAUCUGCGAUGUGAUGCUCUUCAUCUCGCGGGUGAGUGCGCCGCUGUCCGAGUCGGCCAAGAACGACCUGGUGACGUUCUGCACCACGUUCCUCAGCUCGGGUUGGUACAUCAAGAAUCCAUUCCUCAAGGCCAAGCUAGCCGAGAUUCUGUUCUACAAUGUGAUUCCGUGGGGACGUCACCCCAACGGCGUGCUGAGCGACACGCUCAACAUCCACGCACUGGCGCUACAGCAUCUGGUGCCUGCGCUCAUGAACUUCUGGAUUGAGGCCGAGAACACGGGCAGUCACACGCAGUUCUACGACAAGUUCAACAUGCGUUACCAUCUGUCGCAGAUUUUCAAAUCGAUCUGGAGCAAUCCGAAGCACCGCGAGCAGAUCCACCGUCAGGCGCAGGCAAGCGAGUCGGAUUUCGUUGUAUUCAUCAACAGGCUCAUGAACGAUGUCACCUACCUGCUCGAUGAUGCGUUGGACAAACUGCAGGAGCUGCACACCAAGCAGUCCGAGUCCGAGCAGCAGACGCCAGACAGCGGCUCGUCGUCUGCGCAAGAGCAGCAGGAGCGCGAGGGACACAUUCGCCAACUGGAACAGACAAUCAAGUCGGACCUGCAGCUGGGCACCGAGUUCAUGCGGCUGCUGAUCGACUUCACCGCCGAGACGGCCGACGCAUUCAUGACGCCCGAAGUGGUCGACCGUUUGGCGGCGAUGCUCGACUACAACCUUGAUCUCAUGGCAGGACCCAAAUGCCAAAACCUCAAGGUGAAGCAUCCGGAGAAAGUGAGCUUCGAACCGCGCACGCUGCUGCGUAUGAUCAUGUCGGUUUACCUCAAUCUGUGCAGCAAAGGCGAGUUUGUUGCCGCCAUCGCACGCGACGGACGCAGCUACUCGAAAUCUGUAUUCGAAAAAGCGGGCUUGCUGGCGGAACGGUACAUGCUCAAGAGCCCCCCCGAACUGGAGGCGUGGGCGGCGAUGAUCGCGCAAGUGGAGGAGAAGCGGCAGAUGGAGCUCGACGAGGAGGAGGACCUGGGCGAGGUGCCGGACGAGUAUCUGGACCCGCUCAUGGCGACGGUGAUGAAGGACCCGGUGUUGCUGCCGCGCUCCAAGACGGUCGUGGACAGGUCGACGAUCAAGGCGCAUCUGUUGAGUGAUUCGACAGAUCCAUUCAACAGGUCGCCGUUGAAGAUUGAGGAUGUUGUGCCGGAUACAGAGUUGAAGGCGAAGAUUGAGGCAUUCAUCAAGGAGAGGAGGAGGGCCCCCAAGGAGUAG
Sporisorium graminicola is the source of this 3294-nucleotide messenger RNA. RefSeq lists its product as uncharacterized. Gene Ontology annotation, biological process: protein polyubiquitination. The transcript has a single exon. Gene Ontology annotation, molecular function: ubiquitin-ubiquitin ligase activity. Bases 1 to 3294 code for a protein of 1097 amino acids. Lineage: Eukaryota; Fungi; Basidiomycota; Ustilaginomycetes; Ustilaginales; Ustilaginaceae. Gene Ontology annotation, cellular component: ubiquitin ligase complex; nucleus; cytoplasm. The record is from RefSeq and is a predicted model, not a curated record.